This is a messenger RNA of Chaetomium strumarium, 381 nucleotides long. RefSeq lists its product as uncharacterized. Lineage: Eukaryota; Fungi; Ascomycota; Sordariomycetes; Sordariales; Chaetomiaceae. Bases 1 to 381 code for a protein of 126 amino acids. The record is from RefSeq and is a predicted model, not a curated record. The transcript is spliced from 2 exons.
AUGGGCGGUUUCUACAUUCAGUAUCUCGAAAGCCUAUGCCGGCGGCGUGGAUGGCAUGACCCCUUGUACGAGUCCUACCGGGACGCCAAUGGCUACACGUGCCUGGUCCUGGUAAAUGGGCGGGAGUACCAAACGGAUCUGGCGUACGAGUCCAAGACGCUGGCCGAGGAAAACGCAGCCAUGCGUGCCUUCAUGGUCUGCCGCAACUUCUCCGUCAACGGAGGCAUGCUUGCCCGCAACGGCAUUGUCCAGGGCCUGCCGGCCGAUGAGACCGGCCGCAAGGCCAGGAAGGGGAGCCGCCACACCUCCUCCUCCAAUCACGGCCACAGGAGCAGAUCGGGCAACCACUCCAGCAGCAGCUCGACCGCCUCGCUUGAGUGA